Brassica oleracea var. oleracea is the source of this 1020-nucleotide messenger RNA. RefSeq lists its product as uncharacterized. The transcript has a single exon. Lineage: Eukaryota; Viridiplantae; Streptophyta; Magnoliopsida; Brassicales; Brassicaceae. The coding region runs from base 1 to 1020 and encodes 339 amino acids. The record is from RefSeq and is a predicted model, not a curated record. Gene Ontology annotation, molecular function: catalytic activity.
AUGAAGAUCUUUAGUUGGAACAUUAGAGGUAUUAAUGGAGUUGGAAGACAAAGGCUAGUUCGUAGUUGGCUUCAGAGUCUGGGCUCAUCAGUGGGAGCGCUAUUAGAGACUCAUGUACAUGAAGAAAAUUUUCUUAGUGUUUUGGGAGCGGUGGCUCCUGGUUGGAGGUUUGAUAAUAAUUAUUCGGAAGCUGCAGGAGGGAGAAUCUGGCUUGUGUGGAAUCCGUCUUUGUCAGUCGUGGUCUAUUUGAAAACGGGGCAGUUGAUGCUCUGUGGAGUGAUCGAUCCAGCCUCUGGUACGGAGUGUACGGUGGCUUUUGUGUAUGCGCUUAAUACGGAAGCUGAAAGGAGGAGCUUGUGGAGGGCGUUAGUAGAUAUUGCGAAUAAUCCGUUGGUGGCAGCUUCACCCUUAGUAGUUCUUGGUGAUUUUCAUCAGAUACUUUUGGCAGAGGAACACUUUUCUUUGCAACCUUAUGAUCUACCGGUCAGAGGUAUGGAAGAGUUGAGGCAGUGUUUGGAAGAAAGCAACUUGACAGAUAUGGAUAUCAGAGGCAUCUUCUUUUCCUGGUCUAACAAACGUCCAGAGGAUCCUAUUUUGCGGAAGCUUGACAGGGUUCUGUGCAGUGAGCUCUGGAGGGAUAUAUACCCAGAAGCUGUGAGUGUGUUUGAAGCGCCUGGAGACUCUGAUCACUCUCCAGCAGUGGUGUCUUUUUCUGAAUUAUCUUCGGUCAUAAAGUGCAGUUUCAAGUACUUCUCCUUUCUAUCUUCACAUCCUAGGUUUCUCGAUGAGAUUCUUAAGACCUGGAAAGAGGAAAUUCCAGUAGGCUCCAAGCUUUUUUCGCUAGGCAAGAGAUUGAAGAAAACCAAAGCAACCUGUAGGAGAUUGAAUAAGGAGGGCUUUGGUAAUAUUCAGCAGAAAGCGAAAGAAGCUCUAGAGGCAUUGAUAGAAAUCCAGCUUCAAUUGUUAACGGCUCCUUCAGAUUCUCUGUUCCGUCAAGAGUUUGUUGCUAGGAAGAACUGA